This is a messenger RNA of Dunckerocampus dactyliophorus (ringed pipefish), 4686 nucleotides long. RefSeq names its product protein phosphatase 2 phosphatase activator (gene ptpa). Gene Ontology annotation, molecular function: protein tyrosine phosphatase activator activity; peptidyl-prolyl cis-trans isomerase activity. The coding region runs from base 22 to 945 and encodes 307 amino acids. The record is from RefSeq and is a predicted model, not a curated record. Gene Ontology annotation, biological process: mitotic spindle organization. The transcript is spliced from 10 exons. Gene Ontology annotation, cellular component: protein phosphatase type 2A complex; cytoplasm; nucleus. Lineage: Eukaryota; Metazoa; Chordata; Actinopteri; Syngnathiformes; Syngnathidae.
UGGACGUCUGACAGCUUCGCCAUGGCGGAAUCAGAGAAGCAGUCAGGAGCCACUCCUGAGGAUGAACCACCUGAAUUCAUAGCGACCUUCAUGGUACCCAAGAAGGAAAUUAGCACGGUGCCCGACAUGGGCAAGUGGAAGCGAUCUCAGGCAUAUGCCGACUAUAUGGGAUUCAUUCUGGCUCUGAAUGAAAGUGUGAAAGGAAAGAAGCUAACAUGUGAAUAUAAAGUUUCUGAGACUGCGGAGAAGCUAAUAGAUCUUUUGGGCACUCUGGACCGAUGGAUCAAUGAGACCCCUCCUGUUGACCAGCCGUCGCGCUUUGGUAACAAAGCAUUCAGAAGCUGGUUUGCUAAACUUGAACAGGAAGCAGAAGACUUGGUGUCAGCACUGCUACCUGCUGACAAAAAAGCUGCCGCUCCAGAGAUAGCAGUCUACUUGAAAGAGUCUGUGGGGAACUCCACCAGGAUAGACUAUGGAACAGGUCAUGAAGCAGCUUUUGCGGCAUUCCUCUGCUGCCUCUGUAAAGUGGGAGCCCUUGGGGUAGAUGAUCAGCUGGCGAUUGUUUUCAAGGUUUUUAACAGGUAUCUCUUUGUGAUGCGGAAACUUCAGCGGACCUACAGAAUGGAACCGGCUGGAAGCCAAGGUGUAUGGGGCCUGGAUGACUUCCAGUUUCUGCCUUUCAUAUGGGGCAGCUCACAAUUUGUUGAUCACCCAACCCUAGACCCUCGGCACUUCGUUGAUGAGAGAGUGGUUAAUGAACAUCACCAAGAUUACAUGUUUCUGGAGUGCAUCAAGUUUAUAAAUGAGAUGAAGACCGGCCCAUUUGCCGAGCACUCUAACCAGCUGUGGAACAUCAGUGCUGUUCCGUCCUGGUCCAAAGUCAACCAGGGACUGAUCAGAAUGUAUAAGGCUGAGAGCAGCCUGCGAGUCUUCCCAAAGAGCUGAGGGGCCAAGCUGUCUGCCCCCCUCCCCCUCCUCUGCCAUUCCCUUCAUUAAAUCCACCCCUCCCUCUGUCCCAACGUUCCUCCAAGCCUGGAGCAACCAUCAGCAGACUCGCAUUCCUCACUCCCUUUUGCUGGCCCCACACAAGGUUUUUUGGGCAGAGUUUGAGUCUGCCUGGAGAAAGCAGGAGCUCGCGUUUUCUGUCUGAUGGGUGCUAAAAAUGAUUCUAAAGGCAUGAAAUGACACAUUUGGAUUGUGACAGUGGCAGACAGGCUUGGGGGGGAAUGAGAACAUGUCACAGAUCCAUGCAGUAUGACUUGUUUUUUUGUCCAUUUUUUGUCUUUCAUGAUAAGUUAACGUGCAUAUGCCGGAAAAAAUCUUGAAAGACUCAACUUUUUCAGUAAAAGAGAAGAAGUGCCCCGGUAAAUGUACUGUGUUUGUAGUCAGAUUUUUCGGUCCAGAGGCAUACCGAUUUUCCACACAGUACACAUUUAGUGAGGGACAUGAAGUGUGCCUCUCGCCAAGGAGAAGCCAGAGCUUGAAAAGCCUCUUCUGUGGUUAAACUGUCCUGUUUGGGAACACUUGUCCUUCCCGGUGAAAUACGGAAAGGGACAAAGACAAGUGGAUAAGAUGAAAACAGUGUGCCGCAAUUGUUCAGUAGAAAUGGGGAACUAGGAGACUACAAGCUGGAACUAUUCAUAAGACACGUCAACCAAUAAGAAACUUUACAAAAAAUAAAGUAAUAACUCUUAGGCUACAUUCACACUGCAGGGGGUGAUUCAAUUUCAAGGAUUUUGUGCAACGGGAGUCAAUAUUUUCUUAACGAAAUGAUCCUGCGCAGAAGAUUAAGAAGAAAGAAGGCAAGAUUUUUGGCUAUGGCUAGUUUGUGAAGAACUUGCUGUUACUUUUUAAAAAUAAUUUUUGCAUGACGAGAAGAGUUUUUGCCUACAUCGGUGAGCAACUUUAUCCAGGUGUCUGUAAACACGGCAUUACAUGGUUUUGGAUGACGUAUAGGUUGGAUAUAUGCGACCUGACCGUUCAUCAUGCAGUAGCAUCACAUACAUGUCGGAUUUAUAUGUACAUACGAAUGAGACCUGAGUCGCAUUUGAAAAAAAUCUGAAUUGUUCUGUUCACACUUUGCAUACUGUUAAAAAUAACAUUAAGCCAUUAUUAAUGAGAUAUAUCUAAUUUCAUGUCGAUCUCAUGUGUAUAUGUACAAAAUGUACCAAAGUGGCUUCCUGCAUCCCUCAGUUUUUCUGUAUCCAACCCUUGGUGGAAGAAAUGUGGGCACCCCUCUCAUAUUUUAUUUCGGAUUUUAUUUAUUUAUUUUUUUGACCCUUUUAUUUAUUGGAGAAUUACCUGCCAGUCAUUUGCAUUUUUUAUUUUAUUUUAAAAAUCAUUGAAGCUGUUUACGCAAAAGCUACAUAGUUUUUCAAUAUUUUUAUAUAUGUAAAAUAAUCCAAACCAUGACCUUAAAAUCAAGGUAUGUACCCAACUGUGAUGAUGGCGUAACAUUACACCUGUAGUAAAAACCUUUAUACAGUCGUCCCUUGUUAAUCGCGGUUAAUUGGUUCCAGACGCACUCACAAUAAGUGAAUUGCCACGAAGUAUGAUUCAAUAUUAAUAAAUAACAUAAUAAACAGAAUCUUUUCAUAGUUAGAGCAUAGAAAACCUGUUUCUGACUUCCAAAAUACUGUUUUUACCAUUAUUAGAGCCCUCUAGACAUGAAAUAACACCCCUAUAGUCACCUUUACACACCUAUUAUUCUUUGUUUACACCACAUUGCGCAGGCUACAGGAUCACUGCAGGGACAUAAGAUAUGGCAGGCACUCAUAGCAUAUACUAAGCUACCAAGCUAACUAGUUAGCCUCCAAUGUAUUUGUUCUAAACUUAAGAAAGUGUUUCAAACGGAGUGGGGAAGGACAAAGAAGCCAAAAAUGAACCACUUCCACACUGAAUGGGAGGAAAACUUUUUUCACUAUGUCAUGUCGCACAUACCACGGCUGACUUCAUGCAGUGUGAAGGUAAUGUAAUCUGUGUCUCAAUAUAACAUCACUAACGCCUAGUCACCACAAUACUACAUAUGACUCGUCUUUCAAUACUUUUGGACAACUAACAGGCCAAACUAACCACGAAACAGCAAUCAUUUAUUAAUUUUGAAAAAUGGCAAUAGAGCAAGGGUGCAAUAUUUGAACUGCGAUGUAGCGAGGGAUGACUGUACAGUGGAACCUCGGAAUUGAAUUUCCCAAAUUGACAUUGAAAAUUGAAAAACUGAGAACUUGAUAAUAUGUAUUUAUCUGUAGAAACUGUAAGAUUUGCUGGCACCAGCCUUCUGCAUACAUAUCAAAAUAAAUGAAUAAAAAGAGCUGAGAGAACAUCUGCAACAACUUAUGUCAAUUUACAAGUUAAGUUUACUCGGCGCAAACUAUACCUCAUUUUUGCCUAAUUUUACUGAAAAAUUUAGCACCCAAGUGAGGCAAACAUACUUUUUUUUUGUUCUGGUUACUACUGUUUACAUCAGCACUGGUGGAGAUGGCAUUGGCCUGGAUUGGCAGCCAUGUCAGUCUACCCCAGGGCAACUGUGUCUCCAGAUGUAGGUUACCACCACCAGUAUGGACUGUGGAAUGAAUGAAUACUGGCUCAGCGGCACACUUGAGCAAAAUAAUGGGAUCCAGACUUUCUGAAAGACUUGGAGCCAAUUUAGAAGAACGUGCAUCUCUCUCUCCCCUGUAGUUGUUUCUCCCUGCUCUGUCGACAAGGGCACCAUUACGCCUUCUCAUUUAUCUGUUCGUUAUUGGUGGUAGUCAGACUGUUGUUUUUCAUUUGUUUAUCUUGGAACUUUUAUUGUGGCCAGUGUUCUCUUGUCCCUCCCCGGUUGCUGAUCUCUUCUAUCCCGUUUUCUCUUUCUAUCCUGUGUCCUGCUACUCUGUAGCUUUAGCUCAACCCAGGUGGUUGAGACAAGACGACCACAGAGUCUGGGUUCUGUUCAAGGUUUCUUUCCUAGAGAGAGUUUUUCCCCUUACCUUUGUCGCCCAAGUGAUUGUAGACCCGCUCAAUGUGCCAAGUACCUUGUAUAGCAUCUGUUGUGAAUUGGCACUAAUACUGUAAAUACAAUUGAACUGAACUGCAUCACAGCAAAAGAUAUCACUCUCGUCUCCAGUCAUUCAGCGGCUGGCACAAGAAUAGAAACAGCAAGAAUGUCUGCUUAGUCAGUGACCGUGUUAAUAAACACAAUAAGGUUGAUUUGGUCCUCAGUUAGGUCCUUGAGGAACAACGGGUGCUUGUUAGUACGUUUACAUGCACGAAAGCGAAAGAAAGGACCUAUUGCAUAAAACUGAUUAAAACCAGCUUUUUAAAAUGCAUGUAAAAACACUUGAAGCUGAGGUUGUUCGACCUUCCAAAGGUUGGAGAAACAUGCGUGGACGAUUCAGCAGGGGUGUAACAAUACUCCAUCACGGUUUGGUAUAAUAUCUUGGUUUUAGGUUCUUCUUGGGUAUAGUAAAGGAAGCAAAAUGCAAAACAUAAAGCUGCUUAGCUUUUGUGUUAACAGUUUAAAUGAUUUUGAAAAUGAAAUAUAAAAAGCUGCAAACUACUGGAAGGUACCGGAAUUUCUGCACUAUAGAGCGCACCUUAGCUCAAGUAGGUUCAUUUUGUCUUCUUCUAAAAUGAAUGUUCAAUUUCUUAUGUUCAGACGACUUUUUUUUUUUUUUAAGGUAUUUUGAGUGGAAAUUUUACAUGUACAUG